CAGCAGCGCGACCGCGUCAACCUGCGAAAUUUGUUGACAGCAGCCACCUGCGCCCGACAACAGCACAGCUUCUGCUUGCGCCGACCCCGAUUACGGACCUCUGGCAAGCUGUACCGGUGCUGUCGCCCUGAGUCUUGCCCGAGAAUCGACGACUACGACGGCCGAAACCUGCAGACCGCUGCUACGCUCCAAGCGGCGACACGGUGUCGUCAUUUCUGGAUACCACCCCGAGACCAGACGCCCGGGCCAGGGGGGACAGACGACCGUACAACCCCAACGGGAGAUCACGCCGACGGGAGGAUGCGCUGCGAGCCUUGAUGGAAGUGACGUCUCGGGAUUGCAACUAGGUCUCCUCGAUACUCCCGUUUUCCGCAGCCGAAAGCUUCGCCGGACUAUUUGAAACUGCCGAGCCCCGCGCAUUGCCUACGUCGAAGCUCUCAUCGAGAGGGGACCAAGCGAGGUCCCCUUGGACCAAUCCGCAGCUAUGGCGCCCGCAGGUGGAGGUAACAUUAAGGUGGUGGUGAGAGUGCGACCCUUCAACGGGAGAGAAAUCGACCGAGGAGCGAAGCAGAUCAUUUCUAUGAAAGGGAACCAGACGGUUCUUACAACACCUGACAACAAGGGCGUGAAAGACAAUACCCCCAAGGCGUUUGCGUUCGACAGGUCGUACUGGUCCUUCAACAAAGCCGACUCCAACUAUGCUGGCCAAUCCGACCUUUUCGACGACCUUGGUCAACCUCUGUUGGAAAAUGCGUUUCAGGGCUACAACAACUGUAUCUUCGCCUACGGCCAGACAGGUUCCGGAAAGUCAUACUCCAUGAUGGGUUAUGGCAAGGAAGUUGGCAUCAUCCCAAUGAUUUGUCAAGAUAUGUUCAGGAGGAUAAACGAGAUCCAACAGGACAAGGCAACCAAAUGCACCGUGGAGGUCUCCUAUCUCGAAAUUUACAACGAGCGAGUGCGCGAUCUUCUCAACCCGUCUACCAAGGGCAACCUGAAGGUUCGAGAGCACCCUUCGACCGGACCAUACGUCGAGGAUCUUGCUAAGCUCGUGGUGAGCGGUUUUCAAGAAAUCGAGCACUUGAUGGACGAAGGAAACAAGGCCCGAACCGUCGCCGCAACCAACAUGAAUGAAACAUCCAGUCGAAGUCAUGCUGUCUUUACCCUCAUGUUGACACAGAAGAAGUACGAUGCGGAGACGAAGAUGGCGAUGGAGAAGGUUGCCAAGAUCAGUCUGGUCGAUUUGGCUGGUUCUGAAAGAGCUACGUCGACUGGUGCAACAGGUGCUCGAUUGAAGGAGGGUGCCGAAAUCAACCGAUCUCUGUCGACCCUCGGUCGUGUCAUCGCCGCUCUCGCUGAUUUGUCAACGGGAGGAAAGAAGAAGAAGGGUGGCGGCCAAGUCCCAUACCGAGACAGUAUUUUAACUUGGUUGCUCAAGGACUCUCUGGGUGGAAACAGUAUGACGGCCAUGAUUGCAGCCAUUAGUCCCGCUGACAUCAACUACGACGAAACUCUGAGCACCCUUCGAUAUGCCGACUCUGCGAAACGCAUCAAGAACCACGCCGUGGUUAAUGAAGAUGCCAAUGCCCGGAUGAUCCGAGAGCUCAAGGAAGAGUUGUCACUCCUGAGAAGCAAGCUGGGGGGUGGUACGCCUGGUGGCGUGGGCGGUGCUGCAGUCCCUCCCGAGGAGGUGUAUGCAGAGGGUACGCCUCUCGAGCAGCAAAUGGUCAGCAUCACUAGCUCAGAUGGUGUUGUGAAGAAGGUCUCAAAGGCAGAAAUCGCUGAGCAAUUAAGCCAAAGCGAGAAGCUGCUCACAGAUCUCAACCAAACUUGGGAGGAAAAGCUUCUCAAGACUGAAGAGAUCCACAAGGAGCGUGAGGCUGCCCUGGAAGAGCUCGGCAUCAGCAUUGAAAAGGGUUUUGUUGGCUUGCAUACCCCGAAGAAGAUGCCCCAUUUGGUCAACUUGUCCGACGAUCCGUUGCUUGCCGAGUGUCUUGUGUACAACCUAAAGCCAGGAACGACCACUGUCGGCAACGUUGACACCAAUGCAGACCAUCAAGCCAACAUUCGACUGAACGGCACGAGGAUUCUACACGACCACUGCGCCUUUGAGAACGCCGCCGAUGGCACUGUGAUGCUCGUUCCUCAGGAAGGAGCAUCGGUUAUGGUCAACGGAAGGCGCGUCACUGAACCAAAGCAGUUGCAUUCCGGAUACCGAGUCAUUCUGGGAGACUUCCACAUCUUCCGAUUCAACCACCCGACGGAGGCUCGAGCCGAACGAGCAGAGGUUGGCGGGAGCUUGCUGCGACACUCAAUUACGGCAAGCCAACUGCAGGCCCUUGAUCGAUCAUCGCCCUCGCCUAGCCCACGCCCAGGCCACGAGAGAUCCUUUAGUAGGGUGUCGGAAAUUGGUGACUUGUCACGGCCGGAAUCCCCAGCACUUUUCUCACGCACCGGCAGGGACUCAGACUGGUCUCUGGCGAGACGAGAAGCGGCUGGCGCAAUUCUUGGCACGGAUCAGAACUUUACAAGUCUUACGGAUGAAGAGCUGAACGCACUGUUUGAAGAGGUCCAGAGGGCUAGAGCCGAGCGUGUGAAUGGUCGAGAAGACGGAGAAGACUCGGAGUCCGUGACCUCCUAUCCGAUCAGGGAUAAGUACCUGUCAACUGGUACCCUCGACAACUUGUCCCUGGACACGGCACUUACAAUGCCCUCAACACCCAAGCAUGGCGAACCCGACGACAGACUAAGAGAAGUCCGAGAAGAGCUCCAAAGUCAGCUAGAGAGGCAAAAGGAGGAAUACCAAGGUCAGCUCAAGAAUGCGGAAGUAGCCAAUGUGGAGAUUGAGGAGAUCAAAAAGGAGAAAGUCAAGAUGGAGGCAGCUUUGCAGGAGUUGAAGGAGGAUAUGCAAAAACAACUCGUUGUUCAACGGAAACAAUACGAGGAGAAGAUUGAGAAAAUGGAUCCGCUGAAUAGACCGAAGAUGAGCCCGAAGCUCUCCGACGAAGAAAUCGAGCAGGCGAAGCGAACUGUCAAGAUAUGGCGGAGCCGGCACUUUGUCAAGAUGGCAGAGACCGUUCUCCAGAACGCUGCUAUCGUCAAGGAGGCGCAGAUUAUGAGUAACGAACUGGAUGAGAGCGUCGUGUUUCAAUUCACUGUGGUGGAUAUUGGACAUGUCCUGUGCUCGUCGUACGACAUGGUUCUGAACGGCCUCACAGGAGAGGGAGACGACAUCGCGCUAGAAGAAGCCCAAAAGCCGUGCAUUGGCAUUCGGGUGGUCGACUAUAGAAAUAACGUGGUUCACCUCUGGAGCCUGGAGAAGUUGCAAGAUCGAGUUCGACAGAUGCGGCAGAUGCACCAGUAUCUCGACCAGCCGGAAUACGCACAGCACCUGAGUCUCGACAACCCGUUUGUUGAAACCUGCAUGCCUUCGUACACCUUGGUGGGCGAGGUUGACGUGCCGCUGAAGGCAGUCUUCGAGAGCCGGGUUCAGGAUUCCACGUUGGAUGUUCUCUCCCCGUACACGUCCCACGUUGUCGGUAUUAUCAAGCUCUCCUUGGAGCCAUCGCAUGCACGUGCACCAACGAACACCUUGAAAUUCAACGUCGUCAUGCAUGAGCUGAUUGGUUUUGCCGAGCGAGAAGGCAGUGAGGUGCACGCCCAACUCUUCAUUCCUGGCAUUUCCGAAGAGGAUGGUAUCACUACCACACAGAUGAUCAAAGAUUUCGACGAGGGGCCCAUCCGAUUCGAGAGCGUUCAUAGCAUGAGUGUUCCCCUCUUUGCGCCCCAGGAUGUUACACUGAGAGUGGCUAUUUUUGCCAAGGUGUCGACGAUGCAUUUGGACAAACUUCUUAGCUGGGACGACAUGAGGGAUGCGGUGCCGAUGAAGAACGACCCCAAGGGAACUCGGAUCAAUGAGUCGCAGUUUUUCACGCAGGAAAAGCAUGAUCUGCUCUCCCGUGUUCAGAUCAUGGAGCUUAAUGAGGUGGGCGAGUACGCUGCUGUGGAGGUGACGCAGACCAGCGAGCUGGAUACUGGGACAUUCCAACUGCAUCAAGGCCUGCAAAGAAGAAUCGGCAUCAACAUUUCCCACAGUUCGGGCGAAGCCCUGCCCUGGGGAGACGUCUCUGCUGUCCGUGUCGGGAAGAUUCGACUGGUGGACUCCGCUGGAAAGACCCCUGAUAUGGCUUCCAAUGACCCCGAUCUUACGCUCAAGCUGUCUUCGAGUCCAGUCUUUCGUGAGAAUGCCAACGGUACCCGGAACAUUGCCAUAUUCGCCCAGUGGGACUCGAGUAUGCACAACUCGCUUCUACUCGACCGGGUGACUGCGGACAAGUAUCGUGUCCAGAUGACAAUUUCUUGGGAGAUCAGUUCAGAGAAGCUGGCUGAGCCAAUGAAGUUCUCACAGAAGGUCUGCGUCCAGAUCAUGUCGAGAUCCUUUGUGCGCCAAACCUCGGUCUUUUCGUCCCUCUUUCAAAAUGUUAGGUUUGUGCGGUCAUCGACCGGCAUUUUCACGCUGACCAUGCGACCUGCCCCCAUCAAGAGAAUCGGUGAUCUGUGGAGGAUGAAUAGCCAGCAUGAUUAUGUCAAGGGAGAGGAGAACUUGACCACCUGGACUCCUCGCGGAGUGUCCUUGGUUGGUGAUUUUAUCCUGGCGCGCAAGAAGAAGAAGCGAAUGGCAGAGAUGGGGGCAACUCAGACAGUUCUCUCGAAACUUGGACUGGAUGGCACCAACGACAAGUCUGCCCAGGAUGAACCUGUACCCGAACCCUCUCCGGAGCUGAAGCCCAUCAUCCCGGAUGACGAUGACCUCCUCAUCGAUACUCCUGACACUUCCCAAGCCCCUCUCGACGAAGAUGAAUUUUUGGAUGGGGAAGCUGAGGGAGCAGAUGGAGUAACUGAGAUAGCCGAGGAGGAAGACACCAUCAAAGUGGAGGAGGUACAGCCUAAGCCUGAAUAUGACGAAGAAACGACGGAUCUUCUUGGGAGGUGCCUCAAACUCUGGAAGAAGUAUCCAGAUCCGCUGGUCAGCAUCCUGAGCCCAGCAAACACGGCGCCACCUACGAAUGGUGUGACGAGCGACUUGCCGCCGCCGCCCACUCUAAUUACAACCAUUAUUAGGGUGCCCAAGAACCCCAAGGUGUUGAAGGGAGGGUACCUGUUGAUACCAAACAGCGAUUCGACGCGGUGGGUUAAACGGUUUGUGGAGUUGAGAAGGCCGUACCUUCACAUCCAUUCUGCCACAGAUGGUGACGAGGUUGCGCUGGUGAGCUUGCGAAAUUCGCGUGUCGAUAGUCAGCCUGGAGUGCUGGGUCUCCUGCACGGUCCAGAUGACUAUGAUGCUCCGCAAGGCCAGAAUGCGGGAGCUGAUUUCACACCGGGCCACCGGCGUACAGGGUCGGGUCGCGUCAUCUCCACCAUCUGGACGGGCACGGGCGGGGGAGGCUCGCAUGGGGAUGGUCCCGGACUCCAGCGUCUCAGCGAACGAAUGCAAUCAGCUGUAUUUGCCAUAUAUGGUACGGACAACACGUGGCUCUUUGCGGCGCGGAGCGAGCGCGACAAGAUGGAUUGGAUCUUCCGGAUUGACCAGACAUUCAUGUCGAGCAACGAUAGCGUCCCUGGCAGCGGAGUGGCGAGCCCCUUUCCUGGAUACUAAUUCUCGAAGGGGGAGUGAGUGAAUGAAUGGGGUUAUGACUUGAAACGUUCUCUCAUUUCAGCAUAUAACUUUUCUUUUGUCACGUUUGGCGGUGAAUUAGAUGAGAUGAAUUAUACCCCCGAAGAAUGAGGAGGGAAACGCCGCUGAUGUAGGAGUACUGUUAAAAAAAAAACCUGGAUAUAGGUAGGCUCGAGAAGUCUGGAUGCCGACGUGGGCGCAGGCCCCAAGGCGGCGAGCACUCGAGUUAGAAUCCAAUUUGGAUAGGACUAUAAUGUGAACGAAUAAUAUCA
Molecule: messenger RNA, 5943 nt
Organism: Ilyonectria robusta
Lineage: Eukaryota; Fungi; Ascomycota; Sordariomycetes; Hypocreales; Nectriaceae
Exons: 2
Coding region: 485-5653 (1722 amino acids)
Biological process (GO): microtubule-based movement; cytoskeleton-dependent intracellular transport
Cellular component (GO): microtubule; kinesin complex
Molecular function (GO): microtubule binding; microtubule motor activity; ATP binding
Source: RefSeq, a predicted model, not a curated record